CGACGGCUUCUUCCGAAACUGCCGAUAAUCCGGCAGGCAAAGGAUAUCUAGAAAGCUGUGGUGGUGCCUACACCGUGGGUGGUGCGCCUGUCUGUGUGCCAAACAUGGCCGGUUUGGCUAGACUCUCGUGCUCUGUGACAACGCUGUUCUCCAAAAUAUCCAUUACAAGAGCUGCGACUGCCGCCACCGAGGCGAGCCUCCUGCGGUGCCGUUCAGCGACGCGUGUGUGCAGACGUUUCAGAAAUCGGAAGGUCCUGUCGUGGCCUACCGACUACCUGCCGUUCGAGUGGUCCUACCCGGCGCCUCCUGAUGUAAUCGCCAAAUGCGGGGACGGCGACAUAGAGCCCACCGACCCGACCUUGCCGCUGAACGGAUUCGAACUGUCUGACGAACUGAGAGCGGCUUCGCCGGAAGUGAAAAAGGUUUUUAGCUUGCAGCUGGCAAGCCUGAGGCAGAUACACGAAGCAAAAAAGCAGAGAUUUGUCAAGCUUUGCCAGAGGCAUCCGUACGACUUUGAUUCACUUGAGUAUAAAGUUGCUUACAAGACUUUUCUCGUGAGGAAGCUCAAGGAGCUCUACAACAUGCAGCCAAAGCGCAGGGAUCUGAAAGAUGCGCUUGCCAAGGCCAUCGAGGGACGGAACAAGGCAUUCAAGUAUCUGUACCGGUACGACCGCGAGCGCUUUCGCUCCGUUGCCUGCACGCUGCACGUCACGUAUACUCCUGCCCAGCUGCACUACAUCACGCAGUCUGUUACGAAGAAAGGCGAGCUCCGGCGACUGACAGCAGAGUACUGCACCCGAAUAAAGCAAGACAAAAUGAACGCAUUCCAUGAGAAACUCAAGGCUCAGCAGGCUACCUUCCUUGAGGAGAAAAGGAGCACUGAGGAAUGGAUCAGUGCAGAAACAGAAAGGCUGGGACUAUCCGAGAAUGAUCUAAAAAGCACAGAGUACACGGGCAUUUUUAGACAACCGACACACUGCUCAUAAUAAAAUGUAUGACAUGGUUUUUCCUUUCCUUCA
Rhipicephalus microplus (southern cattle tick) is the source of this 1019-nucleotide messenger RNA. RefSeq names its product 28S ribosomal protein S15, mitochondrial (gene bonsai). Gene Ontology annotation, biological process: mitochondrial translation. Gene Ontology annotation, molecular function: structural constituent of ribosome; RNA binding. The record is from RefSeq and is a predicted model, not a curated record. Lineage: Eukaryota; Metazoa; Arthropoda; Arachnida; Ixodida; Ixodidae. Gene Ontology annotation, cellular component: mitochondrial small ribosomal subunit; ribosome.